AAUUAGUAACAAGUGUCUCUCUUCCCAGCGAGAGGCCAGACGUGAUGUGUCUGUUUGCGUAGCGAUACCACAGAAAUAGGAACAGGAAGCCGACUUCACAAAAAAGACAAUUCAAAGAGGGGUUUGGUGCGUGUAUGAUGGUUUCAACCAGGACAGGACCUUUAGCCCGGAGGCCCGACAAUUCGGCCUUCAAGCAGCAGCGUCUGCCCGCCUGGUCGCCCAUGCUAACUGCUAGCACGGUGCUGCCUUUCUUCUUCUUCAUGGCUCUGAUAUGUUUGCUGCUGGGAGUGUGGCUGCUGCUCACUGUGCAGAGCGUACAGGAAGUCCGGGUGGACUACACAGACAUCGGCGCGUGUGCCGUUUGUCACAACAUGCGUAAGAACGUGAGCAACGCGGCAACGCUCUGCACUUGCAAACUGGACUUUCGCAUCAACAAGGCCCUGAAGGGUGAUGUCUUUUUCUACUAUGGCCUCCAAAACUUCCACCAGAACCUGCGCAGGUACAUGGACUCCAGGGACGACGGGCAGACGGUGGGCAGGAAGACCAACCUGAAGAAACCAAGUUCUUACUGCAAACCAUUCGCCACCAAUGACAAAGGACUGCCCAUCGCUCCCUGUGGCGCUGUAGCCAACAGUAUCUUUAACGAUACAUUUAUUUUCAAAUAUCACAGGACAGCCGCCUCCGAAGACACGCUGCCUUUGUUACGGAAGGGCAUCAGCUGGUACACGGACAAAAACGUCAAGUAUCGCAACCCUCAGACGGACAACUUGAGCCUCGCAGAAGUCUUCCAAGGCACGGCCCCGCCUCCCUACUGGCAGAAGCCCGUUUACGAGCUGGACGUCCAGGACCCCAUCAACAACGGCUUCAUCAACGAGGACCUCAUCGUGUGGAUGAGGGAGGCGGCCUUCCCCAACUUCAAGAAGCUCUACGCCGUCUUACACCGCGCCAACAAGCCUUUCCAAAGCGGCCUGCCCAAAGGCAACUACAGCGUGGAGAUAGCCUACAACUUCCCGGUGCAGUACUUCCGUGGCAGAAAGCAGGUGGUCCUGACCACGCUGAACUGGUUCGGAGGGCCCAACCCGUUCCUGCCCAUCGCCUACCUGGUCACCAGCGGCCUGGUCCUGCUGGCGGCCGUCACCCUCACCGUGGUCUGGUGCAAGUUUGGCAAAGAGGGGAAGAACAUGGAGGAGUGACGGGUAAGAGGAAGGACUUGAUGGAUGAAAAGCUGCUUGCUUUUGAAUGAACUAUAUAUCUUUAUCAAAACUACGCUGUGUUACUCAGGGAUGGAUUUUGGAGACUUACAUUUUUGAAAAUGUCCAGUUGGAUAGUCUGUGGCCCUCUACAUCCAUGCAUUUUUUGUGCUUAUGUACAGUAUGUACAGUAUAUACCCUCCUAAAACCAGCGUCAUUUGCAGUGGACAUUUGGUUAUAGUCUUUCUUUUGGCAGUUGAAUUAAAAAAUAUUACUAAAAAAAGCCCUUUUAUGCAAAACGCAAAUGCCUAAUGUAGAGGACAAUAGUUCUCAAGAUAUUCUGAAAUAUAAAAUUUUACUCUGCAGGAAAAUAGCCCUUUAGGAGGAACUUUUUAAAUACAUUUGUACUUAACGACUUUUUUUUUAACAAUGAUACAAAGCAGUGUUUCUUUAACUUUUUUUUUACGAGUACCACCUCAGAAAACACUUAGCUCUCCAAGCACCAGCAUAAUGACCAAUGUUAACAUACAGUAGCGUAGUAGGCCUAAGUAUUCAUUAAAAACAAGGCAGAGGUGUUGUUUUACAUAUUGGAUAUUAUUGGCCACUGUAACAUUACACACAGUUUGAACAGUAACACUGUUUUUAAACGUAGGGAAAUAAAACACUGUACUUUAAUCAAGUGAUUCUUUGACAUACCACAGUUUGGGAAUCGCUGCUAUAAAGCAGCAGUAAUUUCCAUAUAUAGAUAUAGAUAUAUAUACUGUAUAUAUAUAUAUAUAUAUAUAUAUAUACACACUACCGUUCAAAAGUUUGGGGUCACAUUGAAAUGUCCUUAUUUUUGAAGGAAAAGCUCUGUACUUUUCAAUGAAGAUAACUUUAAACUAGUCUUAACUUUAAAGAAGUACACUCUAUACAUUGCUAAUGUGGUAAAUGACUAUUCUAGUUGCAAAUGUCUGGUUUUUGGUGCAAUAUCUACAUAGGUGUAUAGAGGCCCAUUUCCAGCAACUAUCACUCCAGUGUUCUAAUGGUACAAUGUGUUUGCUCAUUGGCUCAGAAGGCUAAUUGAUGAUUAGAAAACCCUUGUGCAAUCAUGUUCACACAUCUGGAAACAGUUUAGCUCGUUACAGAAGCUACACAACUGACCUUCCUUUGAGCAGAUUGAGUUUCUGGAGCAUCACAUUUGUGGGGUCAAUUAAACGCUCAAAAUGGCCAGAAAAAGAGAACUCUCAUCUGAAACUCGACAGUCUAUUCUUGUUCUUAGAAAUGAAGGCUAUUCCACAAAAUUGUUUGGGUGACCCCAAACUUUUGAACGGUAUUGUAUAUAUAUAUAUAUAUAUAUAAGUAUAUAUAUUAGUUUUUUUUAAUCAAUAAAUCACACUCAAGGCCUUUGUGAUAAAAACCGUCAAUAACUAAGAUUUUUUUUCCUCACUUUGAAUCGUUUGUCUAAAACGCAUCAGCCUGUAAUAUAAAUAUUCACUAUAAUCAGAUUUUUUUAUCAUUUAAAGGCCAGUAUGUUUUACAAAAAAUAUUUAAACUAAAAGAAAAAUGUACACAAAAAUUAUCCUCGACGCACACUUAUAUUAGUCUGUUUUUCGACUGUUAUAGGUAUUUUUUUAAAUUUUAUUUAGAAAAAAAAAGUUAUUUAGAAAACAGUAUUAAGUGAUAGAUGUUGCUGCCUGCAUUGAACGGGGAAAAGUAGCGCCAUCUGGCGGAUGGGGAAAAAAGAACAGUUUGUUGCGCUGUUAAGUGGGGGGCGGGGGGGGGGGUUACAUUUUCAAUCGGCCAUUUUUGGUAAAAUGCCAUUUUAGGCAAAUAAGCUUCCAACUUAAUCAGCACUGCAAACAGUUGAAAACUAGUGAACAGCAGAAAAUGUCCUUAAAGGUUCAUCUCGUUUUAUUUGCUGUCGUCUUUUUGUGUGAAGAGCCCCCAAGAAAGACAGUUUUGCCAUGUUUUAUUAUUAUAAUGGCCAUUGUUGGUACAUGUCAGCAAAAAUGAGCAAUAAACUUUUCAAUUUCCUAUGAGCUCACAAAGUUUGUACCUUCAAGAAUAGUCGAUCAGAAUCAAAAGUGACAAGGUCUCUUUAAUUGGCGCUCCAGACAAGACAAGACAUGACAUAAUCCAACAAGACAAAUCACUCCCACAACACAAACAAGUGAUUUUAGCACAGUACCAUUUUUCUUUUACGACAACAUUCCUCAGUCUUUAAUAAAAAAAAACAACCUUUGCUUUAUUUCUCACAUUAAGACUUGAAAAUGUUCAAUCUGGGGGGAAAGGAAGGCAACAUUUGGUCUGCAGGCUGGGUGGGGGCGGAGCCUCCUGAAGGCGUCUCCUCAUCAGCAGGAUGUGAAUUGAAAAAUAAAUAGCGUGGGAAUCUUUUGCAAGGUUUGCUGCGAUGGAAGGACAAGAACUGCACACAAUUUCAAGUUAAGACGAUGCGUACCGUGGAAUAGGAGCUAAGGAAGACGUGCGUGUUGCAAUUGUUCGAUCACAUUUAAGUUUGUAACAGAAACAAAAAAAAUCACAGCUUUACAGAAUCACAGGUGGGGUAAAAAAAAAAAGUCAAGCAGUAGUUUUCACGCUCGUUUUGGCAACCUCCUGCCUCCACGUCCAAGUGAGGCCCAAACAUUCAUCUGUGGUUUCAGUGAUCCGACUGGAGUGAGCGCCUCUCGGCUGAAGCGGAUCCACGCGGCAGGGAGGUCACGUAGUGUUUGUCAGCGCCCCCCUCUCUUUAGCU
Molecule: messenger RNA, 3924 nt
Organism: Entelurus aequoreus (snake pipefish)
Lineage: Eukaryota; Metazoa; Chordata; Actinopteri; Syngnathiformes; Syngnathidae
Gene: cdc50c
Product: transmembrane protein 30C
Exons: 7
Coding region: 135-1193 (352 amino acids)
Biological process (GO): phospholipid translocation
Cellular component (GO): endoplasmic reticulum; Golgi apparatus; plasma membrane
Source: RefSeq, a predicted model, not a curated record